This is a messenger RNA of Salpingoeca rosetta, 3027 nucleotides long. RefSeq lists its product as uncharacterized. NCBI's taxonomy places the organism in Eukaryota, Choanoflagellata, Craspedida, Salpingoecidae. The coding region runs from base 138 to 2981 and encodes 947 amino acids. Gene Ontology annotation, molecular function: ribosomal large subunit binding; tRNA binding. Gene Ontology annotation, biological process: ribosome-associated ubiquitin-dependent protein catabolic process; rescue of stalled cytosolic ribosome. The record is from RefSeq and is a predicted model, not a curated record. Gene Ontology annotation, cellular component: RQC complex. The transcript has 26 exons.
AGGGCAACAUUGUGCUGACAGACCACGCGUACCAGACUCUGGCGCUGCUCCGCGUUCGCAAAGACGACGCAGAUAUCCGCUAUGCCGUCGGCGAACGCUAUCCCAUCGAGGCGGCACGCCAACCACAGCCCGUUACCAUGCAACGGCUUGAAGAAGCGAUGGCCAAAGCCAAAGACGGCGACCCCCUGCGCAAGCACCUGACACGCAUCAUGGACUGCGGCCCUGCGUUUAUCGAGCACUGCCUGUUGGAGGCUGGUUUCCCGCCAAACGCGAGAGUGAAUGAGGGCUGCAAUGUUGCCACGGAUCUGCCACGUGUGCUGGCGGCGCUGCAGCAGGCAGAGCACCUCCUCUUCACCAAACUUGAGCAGGGCCAAGUCAAGGGCUAUAUUCUGCUCAAGGCGCACGCGAAAGCAGAUGCUCGCAAGGACGCGGCGAAGGAGGAGGUUGUUGUGUUUGAGGACGUAAUGCCGUUUCCCCUCAAACAGUUUGAAGGCCGCACCUUCAAGGAAUUUGAUAGUUUUGAUGUUGCGGUUGACACGUACUUCUCCGAGAUUGAGAGCCACAAGCUUGAGAUGCGUGCGCUGCAGCAGGAACGCGCUGCCCGGCAGAAGCUCGAGCAGGCCCGCCGGUCCCAUCACGACCGCGUCAAGGGGUACAAGGAGGCGCGUCUUGAGGACGAGUACAAGGCCACGCUCAUCGAACUCAACCACGAACUGGUGAAUGAGGCGAUUGAUGUGAUCAACAAGAUGGUUGGAAACCACCUCGACUGGCGUGAAAUCGAGGAACUCGUGCAAGAGUCGCGUGUGCGGGGCGACCCCGUUGCCAACGCCAUAUCCAAACUGAAACUCAAGAAGAACGCCAUCGUCAUGCACCUCACAGAGCCGUCGAUGGGCGGUGCUGACGAUGACAGCUGGUCGGAUGAGGACGAGGACGAAGACGAAGACGACAACACAAAGGGGGCGCUGGUUGAGAUUGACCUGGCAGAGACGGCGCACGGCAACGCCAGAAAGCUGCACGAGCGCAAGAAGACGAUCCGCAGCAAGGAGGAGAAGGCCCUCGCCUCCACAGAACAGGCACUGAGGAGCGUGGAGAAGCGCGCAAUGGAUCGUCUGAAGAAAACGCAGAUCACGGCGACCAUCUCCAAAUCGCGGGCGCCGCUCUGGUUUGAGAAGUUCAACUGGUUCAUCAGCUCGGAGAAUUACCUGGUGCUGGCGGGCCGCGAUCGUCUGCAGAACGAGGCGCUCGUCAGGAAACACCUCACGCAACACGACUUGUAUGUUCAUGCGGACAUGAAUGGCGCGAGCAGCGUCGUCGUCAAGAAUUCAAACACGGGCGAGAUCCCGCCAAAGACCCUCAGCGAAGCUGCAACGUUUGCCGUCGCACACAGUCCGGCGUGGGAGAACAACCAGCAAGCAGACGCGUGGUGGGUCCACGCAAACCAGGUCGAGAAGACGUCGAGCGAGGGGAAACCCCUUGGGGCGGGCAGUUUCCGCAUCACGGGCGCAAAGCACUUCAUCCCCAUCCGCCAGCUCGCCCUCGCAUAUGCCAUCCUCUUCAAGGUUGAUGAUGAGAGUGCAAAGCGGCACGAGGGGGAGCGGCGGUGCAAGUACGCCAUCAACGCGCCCGUGGUCGAGACAACCGAGGACACACACGCGGCGCAGCAGCAAGAGAAGGGUGGCAGUGAUGAAGGGGCUUUGUGUAGCACCAGCAACAACACCAGCAACAACAGCGGUAGUGCCGGUGGUGGUGACCGCAAACAGCAGGAUGCAGCAGACACAGAAGCAGCAGCACAGACGACGGACGACAAUGUUGAUGGUGAUGGUGAUGGUGAUGGUGAUGGUGAUGGUGAUGGUGAUGGUGAUGGUGAUGGUGAUGGUGAAGAGGAUGACGAGGAAGAGGAGGGCGCGUUCCCUGAUGUUUCGCUGACGUACAACUUCCAAUCGACGGGCGAUGUUCGCGUGUCAUCGAGUGUUUCCCGCACAACAAGCGAAGCAGCGCCUGCACCAGCAGAGGAGACCGCUGUAUCGUCGUCGUCGUCGUCGUCCCAGCCGCAGGGGCGGAGGAAAAUGACUGCACGCGAACGGCGCAAACUGAAGAAGGCGAAGAAGAAGGGGCUCGACGUGACGCAACUCACGCAGCAGCCGGACGCCAACGGCCAAGAUGAUGGCGAUGACGAUGAUGACGAUGUUGAUGACAACGGUGGCGACUCACAGCAACAACAGCAACAGCAGCAGCGUGGAGGAAAGCAGAAGAAGCUAUCAAAGACGAAGCAGAGGAAGAUCAACCGCUUCCACGCAAAAUUCGACGAGGAUGAGCGUGCGAUGCUGUCACAGCAGCGGCCGGACAACAAACCGCUCUCGCGCCAGGAGAAGCGGCGCCGACGAAAGGAGAUGGGCAUUCGCGGGUCCCGCCAGCCAAAGCAGCAGCGCGGCGCACAGGGUGCUGAGCUGCCGCCUGCUGAGGUGCUGGAGAAGCUCGCCGCGACCACAGAGAAGGUGCUGGCGAGCGCGCAGCAGGCGGAGGGCGGCGACGUGAUUGACGCCGGCCCCUCGGGCGAUGCGGACGCAACAGCAGCGGCACUGGAUGCCAUGGAUGACGAAGAUGAGGAGUCAGAGGCAUUGACGCAGUCGCUGUCCAAUCUGCAUUCGCUGACGGCGCAACCGACGCCCGAGGACACGGUGCUGUACGCGCUGCCCGUGUGUGCACCAUACUCGGCCACACAGGGCUAUGCGCUGAGGGCAAAGCUCGUCCCAGGCAACACUAAGAAGGGCAGAGCCAUCCGCGGGGUGGUGCAGACGUUUGUGUCUGGCGGGCAGUGCACGGAGGAGCAGGCGUCGCUGAUCACGGCCAUCAAGGACGCCGACCUCUACAACGGCGUGCCGACGCGCGUGAAGGUCAUGACCAUCUCCCAAGCAGCAGGCGGUGGCGGCGGAGGCAAGAAGGCAAAGAACAAACACAACAAGGGGAAGAAGGGCAAGUGAUCUGCGUGGGUUUGUUUGGUUGGUUGGUUGGUUGGUUGGUUGGUUG